AUGAAAACUCCUUACUGUACUCUAGACAAGACCUCCGAUUCAGGUUUUCAAUCAAAGAAGGAGUACUUGUUCGGAAAGAUCGACAUGAAGAUGAAACUUAUUGCAGGAAACUCAGCCGGAACCGUCACUGCUUACUACAUAUGCGAGACAUGGGAUGAGAUCGAUUUCAAGUUCUUGGGAGGCAAAGGUAACUGCGAAAUGCAGUUCUAUCUGUGGUUCGAUCCCACUGCGGAUCUCCACACCUACACUGUCCUUUGGAACCCUUUGAACAUCAUCUUCGUGCUCGUGAUCAUGUUUCUCCUUAGUUGCACCUCGGCUAAACUAUACACAGUUGGUGGUGACUAUGGAUGGACUGUGAAAGACGACACUUGGGCUGAACAUAGGCAAUUCCACGUCGGAGAUUCCCUCGUCUUCGAAUACGAUCAGAACGUCAACGACCUCGCUCAAGUUUCCAGCGCUUCAGAGUAUGAUUCAUGCGAUUCCUCUUCUCCUAAAGUUGUUUACAACACCGGAUACGAUGUCGUAACCUUCAAGGAACCAGGACAUCAUUACUUCAUCACCUCAAAUCAAAUUCAAUGCGUCAACGGACUUAAACUCGACGUUCUUGUCGUCCAUGACACGUCACGUCCAAUUCCUUCUUCACCACCACCACCGAGCAAGAACCAUGAACCGUCACAUCCAGUUCCUCCUCCACCACCACCGAGCAGGAACCAUGAACCGUCACGUCCGAUUCCUCCACCACCACCGAGCAAGAACCAUGAACCUUCACGUCCAGUUCCUCCACCGCCACCGAGCAAGAUAGGAAGGAUCUACAAGGUAGGUGAUUCCAAAGGUUGGAGCGUCUACAACAGUUACUACUAUUACAAGUGGAGUAAAAAUAAACAAUUUUGUGUUGGAGAUACUCUCUAUUUCGAGUACAACAAGGACAUCAGCGACGUUAGAGAAAUCAGCGAUGAUCUUGAGUUUAAAUCAUGUGAAUCGAAUUCUACCGUAGCCGUGUACAAGUCCGGACACGAUCUCGUUAAGCUCACUAAACCAGGAGUGCAUUAUUUUGUAAGCUUAAAGACCGGGCUUUGUCAGGCUGGCAUUAAGCUUCGAGUCACGGUGCAACCAUCAACCGAAGACGUUACUUUGCCGGAUGUUCCCAAGAAACUCUCACCUAAUAACCGCUGCAACAGGUGGAGGUGGUGGUUAUGCAUGAUCAGACCUCAUCACUAA
This is a messenger RNA of Camelina sativa (false flax), 1218 nucleotides long. The record is from RefSeq and is a predicted model, not a curated record. NCBI's taxonomy places the organism in Eukaryota, Viridiplantae, Streptophyta, Magnoliopsida, Brassicales, Brassicaceae.